Molecule: messenger RNA, 7807 nt
Organism: Galleria mellonella (greater wax moth)
Lineage: Eukaryota; Metazoa; Arthropoda; Insecta; Lepidoptera; Pyralidae
Exons: 8
Coding region: 186-1586 (466 amino acids)
Source: RefSeq, a predicted model, not a curated record
CUGUCUCUGUCAAUUGUUCAUUCUGCGUCACGUUAGUGUGGGAAGGUGUAUUCGGUGGGGCUGCGGUCUGCGGAGCGGCGCGCGAGGUAGUAUGGCGCCGCGGCCCUGAUGAUAAUGUCAGUUUUGUGGCGCGCGUUUUAGCGACCGUUGUUUUCCCGUGCUCAUGCGAGUGCACCGUCGGCACGAUGAGGUGGCGCGGGCGCGCGGCCCCCUACCGUGCCAAAGAGCGCGCCAACAUCAGUUUCUUCAUCUUCAUAAUGUUCUUUGCGGUGUUCGGUGUGAUAAUACUCACACAGCUUCUGUUGUUAGAACGGCCGAAUACCACCGGCUCCUCGAGAUCUCGCUAUGAAGACCUCCAGGGUUGGGAAGGCAGAACAGAGACAGGCAAUGGAGACGCCGGCGAGCCCCCACCACCUGCGCAUGCGCCACUUGACGCUGUUUGGCAACCUGUCGCCGGUACUAGGUUUAGAUUUUAUGUGUAUUCUGCGUUCGUAGAGCGACGAACUGUUGCAGCUGUGCGGAUAAUCGCAGCGACAAAAACCCGCGGCGCAGAUGCAGUUAUAUGCAGAAUGUGGCUACCAGACAACCGUACUCUCACGCUCAAAGCUCGAGUCAAGGCUAUACGAGAGAACUGGAAUAUGAAGUACAGUGCGACGUACGUACUAUGCUUGCUACGUGAUUCGGGGGUAAAACCUCAGGAAACAGUGGGUGCGUCCAUAUCUGUAAUAUCCAGUAACUGGCCUGGUAGAGCACCCACAAAUCUUCUGACGGUUCUCGAUACAGAACCUAAGAGUGGUAUUGAGGAAAAUCUCCAUAUAUGUGUGAAGCCAUUCCAUUACUCAUAUUCCCGUGAAGACUGGUUACUCGAAUGGUUUGAACUGAAUAAGCUGCUAGGGGCGAGCCAUUUCUACAUGUACAACGAGUCAUUGAGCGCGCCUGUAGGCUGUCUUAUUGACCACUAUAAAAAGCAAGGUCUAGUCACGCUGUUGCCAUGGAAACUGCCUAUUAUAUCUAAAGUUGAGAUAAGAACUGAGGGUCAAUUCGCGGCAUUUAACGAUUGCCUCUACCGAUCGAUGUCGACGGCCGGCUGGUUGUUGGUGAUCGAUGUGGAUGAGUUGGUCGUUCCGCGCCGCGAGAGGACGCUGCCCGCGCUACUCACAGCACUGCGGGCCUCAUACAACCCCCCAUCGAAAUCGCCUGCCGCGUUUCUAUUUAGAAAUGCUUUCUUUUAUCUUCGGUGGGAGGACGACGCGGAAGCGGUGGCGCCGCUAGUGACGGCUCGCAAGACCCGCCGGUGGGCGACGCCGCACGCGCUCAAGAACCGCAGCAAGUACGCGCUGCGGCCGCGCGACACCGUCGAGCUGGGGAACCACUUCGUGUGGGAGCACGCGCCCGGCGCCAGCUCCGCCGGCGUGCCCACCGACCGCGCGCUCCUGCACCACUACCGGGCCGCAUGCGAGUAUGGGGGCAUGAAUUGCCUGACCGUCCCGUCGACAGUGGAUCGGAUGGCUCACAGAUGGACGGAGGAGUUGCUUAAGAAAGUCACUGAGGAGAAGAAGGUGCUCGCCAGAGUGUGCCCAAAGUAAAUAGUUAAAUUCCGUAUUAUUUCUGAUAAGUAGAUAUAUUGUUUAGUCAAAGGUCAAACAAUUUUUGGCAUUAAAGACUUAAAUUUAUUGUGGAUAUAAAUUAACAGAAGUCCCGUGCAUUCUGUCAGUGUACAUAUCUCAAUUUAUACCAGGUUUUUCUAUUUAUUUACGUAAUAAAUUUAUUUAUUUAUGUGCUUUUGUGCAUUCACUUAUUUUUAUUCAUAAAUUUGUCGUUGUUAUUUUUCAGAAAGUAUCAAUAAAAUUCUCGAUUAAUUUGCUCAAUAAUACAAUGUUCUUUGCUGAAAAGUUUGGGAUACUGUACAAAAACAGAUUAGGGUCCAAUUUUAAAAUACCCAUUCAUAAUUUUUAUUUAUUGAUUAGAUAUUAUUACUUUUUUUCUGACGUGGUGCACAUUUGCAUCAGACCUUGCAUAGUUAGAUAUUUAUUAUGAGUUUUUAAUAAUAAAUCUGUCUACGUCUAAAACUGGAUAUGAUAUUAAUAUAUACAGUUUUCCACUUAAGCCUAUUUGCGAUACGUAAACAUAUAUAAAUCUCCUAGGAUGGUUAUUAUAUGAAAAAAAUUUACAGGUGAAGUAGCAGUAGAUAUGGUCUAGUACCUUGUUGUAUUUUAUAUAUUUUGGUGGAUUUCUUGUCAUUAGACUCUAAAAUUAAAAUGUUACAAAAUAAAAUAAAUAUGAAUAAAAGGGUGUGAAAAGUAAGAAAGAAUAGGUGAAAGUAGCGGUUGAAAUUUGGUUUCGUGCAGUCUAUUGUUUUAAUAGACUAUGUAUAAAUAGGUCAUAUAUCUAAAAGAUUUUCACUGACAGGAUAUGCAAAACAGCGGGAUGCUACAUUACUAGUAAUUUACAUUUCUAUUAGUUUUAAAUCUAACCUCGAUAUGAAGUACUCAUUGUGUAUUUGUAUUUGCUUGAAUGAAGAAAUUUUUGAGUGUAUAUAAAUUUUUUUUGGUUUGAAUAUGUCGAAAGAUGUAAAUGUAAAUAUUUUUAUAUUCGAUCUUUAUUUAUUUGUAAUUAAAGGUUUAUUAUGUAAAUGUUAAAUAUAUCAUUAUAUCGGUAAAUUCAUAUUAUUAGCAUUUUUAGUUUUCUCAGUAUAAUAAUCAUUGAUUUUAUGAAAGUAAAUUGUAACUAAAUUCAUUUAAUAGUUAUAAUGUAUAUUUGAUUUUAAAUUUAAUAAAUGAUAUUAUACAAAAUGCCCCAAAUCUGCAUAAUAUUGACACCAUAAUAAAGAGGACCAUUUAGGGCUGAUGUUUUUAUCUUAAAUUAUGAAUAACUUUGUAGGGUACAUAACAGCGAUCUACACAAUAAGGCUCAAAUUUCAUUGCACCAGCGUUUUGAUUAUUUUAUUUUAGUGCAGAUAAUAUUUAUUUAAAACGAUACCUAGUUAUUUAAAUAUCAAGUCUCAGUGUGUACUAGUACGUAUUUAUAUUUAAUUUUAAUAAUUCUUAUUUUUUAAAUUAUUUAUACUUAUGUCAUUGUCAUACAAUUUAAUAAGAAUAUAAAUAUUUGAAAAUUGGGAAAAAUAUCAGCCCUUUCAUUUAAAUAAGUAAUUUAAUUUAAUUUUCAUAUAAUUACAAGUACAAUUACUAAAUUAUUCUCACCUAUCGACUUAUUUAUAUGAAGACAGUUGAGAUGUUGUGCCAUUUAGUGUUGUGUUAUAAUAUAAUGUACCAGUAUUUUGCUCAAUAAACUCAAUUACACUAUCAGUAUUAACUUUAACAUUCGAAAUUAAUGAUGUUCAAUCAUAGAUAAACGGUACCUGAGAAAAAUAUUUUAAUAAAUAAACAAGGAUAACAUGAACUAUAUUUUUAAUAAAAAAAAAAUAUCUUUGUUUUUAUUAUACUCUGACUCUGUUUAGACAAAAGGUAAAUUAAAUAGAAUUUACUAAGAAAUGGAUCAGAGAAUGUGGGUUUAAACUCCGCUCCUUUCGAAAUUUUUUCAAUCACACUUUCUAUUCAUUAGAAUGUGGUUUUCAUGUUUCUGUCACUAGAAAAUAUUCCACAAAUGUUUUAAACUUAGAUUAUAAUAUAAAUAGAGUGUCUCCAUACAAAUGCUUCGGGAAAAACGGGUAAACUUUUUCCUACAAUUUUGCGUGAUAAACAGUUAUGAGUGAUUCCUUUAUAACUUCUAUAUUUAUUUUGUCUUAUAAAUUCUGCAUCUUUUUAAUGCUUAAAUACUCAAUUUAUUUUUUAAAUACGUCAAAAUACAUUUUAUGCGUAAAUAGAAUACUGAUAGAAAAACAAGUUAGCUAAUUUGACAAUUAGCUGACAAAAGUUGACUCAUUUUUGAGGAUCGAUGCUCUAUCUAUAUAAUCUAAGGUUUAAAAUAAUGCCCUUUAUAUACAUUAUUAUUCAUAGGCCAAGUGAGUACAUUUUGAUUAUUCAUCGAUUGGACAUCAUACAGGUGUGAAAUUUAAAAAAUGACAAUUUAACAUAAUUACUUACCUAACUCGAUAUCAGCUCAUCGGUUAACCCAUAGGUUAAAUUAUAAAAUGUACAUACAUAAUAAUUAUAAUCGUCUUGUAAAUAUUGUACAUGUAAAUUCAUAUAUACAUUCAUAAUUUCAUAAGUCAUAACGGUAGUUAGGUUUGUGCUAUGAAAUGUUGUUUAGCUAUUGUUGGUUAAUGCGAAUAGUUUUUUUUUUAUUAAAUUGUGAUGUCAUAGUUAUGUUUAUAAAUCUAUACUACAUUUAUACAUGUAGCAUGGCGUAUUUAAAUACAAGGUUUAUAAUUUAUAAAUAUUUUUGUCUUUUUUGUUUGAAACCUUGUCAAUAUUACGACUGUAAUCAGAGACUAUAAUACGUAAUUGGAAGUUGUUAUAUAAUGAGUAUCGACUUGCGUACAAGAACACCAUUGUAGGAACCCAUAAGAGACUGUAUUUAAAUAAUGGCCGCUUUUUGUGUACAAUUUAAUUUUAUUAUGUAUUUGGUGGUAAAAUUGAAUGGGAGGACUAGGGAUUCAAAGCGCUUAGUGUAAGUUUUCAAUUAUACUCAAUAUCGACCAUAGAAAUCUACGAUAUCAAAUGUUAAAGUGUGAACGCUCGUGAUUGUAGUUCUUGGUUAUUUUGUAAACUUGCACUGGGUUUACUUAUAUAUACUGUGACCCUUACUAACCAGUUUAUAUUCAUAACUAAUUGUAGUUUUGCCAAAUUUUCCGCAAAACCGAUUAGAACAAAAUAAUUAAGGUUAACAAACCAACAUAAUAGAGAUGGCUUAGAAACGUGGGCGUGGCGUCUUUUAGGAUUUAAAUAUGAUCGGUGAUAUUUGGCCAAAUCAAACGAUCAAGUGAGACAUUUAUGGAUGAUUAUGAACCUAGUGAUUACCUAUCACUAGGUUCAAAUCGUUAAUAAUAUUAUUUACAGUAGUGUUUCAUAAAACUUAAAACGGCGAAUAAAGUAAUAGCCCAUCUUAAGAAAUGUGCUAAGCAAUUGUCAACUAUAUAUUGAUAUCAGCUUCAUUAAACUAACUUUUUAUAUGUACUAGUAUUAAAGAGAAAUGUAUUUAGAUAUAUCUAUCAGUUGUCAACAGGUUUUGUUUAGUUUGAGACUAGAUGGCGUUGCGUGAUACCUCCAGGGCUGUUUUUUUUUUUUUAAUUAUUAUAUCUUCAAGCGGACGAAUAAAAUUAACUGAUUACUUGUUCAGUGGAAUGGACAAGCUACGAAUUACCAUAUUAUAAACCAAUUCUGUAGCACUGGUUGAUGACGUCAUGCGUGCAUUUACCAAUAUGCAUUUUACCUUUAAUACAUCUGAUUUUCGAAUUCCAAUUUUAAACCAAAUUAAAAAAGAAGAUUCUCAAUACCACUGUAUUUUUUUUAUAUACGCUAUUGCCUUUAUAAAUUCUGAAAUGAUUUAUUCUUUUUUAAUCGAAAGGAUUAAUUUCCGUUUUGUAAUAAAUAAGCUACUUAUACGCAUAUAAUGUGUAUGCAUUUUACGAUUUACCGAUAUAAAUAUAAUAAGGUUUAGAAACCGUUCAAAAGUAAUUUAGUAACCGGUUAAUUAUUAAUUUUCUAGAUAAUAGGUAGCUAUAUAUAAUAAAUAUAUUAUAAUUGUAACUCAAGACAUAAAAUAGCGUUUUCAGUUCUGAUAUAACAAAUAUAUUUUUUGGUAAAUAAUAUUCAAAAGUUAAUAAUAGUAUUUUGAAGACAACGUCAUGAGACAUAAUUCUCGCUCUCGUCCUUUUUAUUUACAACUAAAAUUAUUUAGGUGUAUUUUUAUAUUGCAGUAAAAAUAGUUUAUAAUGAAAUAUGGUUGAAAUGUUAAUAGGUGAAAUAUGGAUUUUCUUUUACAGACGAUUCUCUUGAUAUUACAUGUUGCCCUAUCGGUGGUGGUGACAAGAUUACAAUAAUCUAUGUAUAUUUAUUUAAAAUUAUGAAAAGAAUAAUACGACUAAAAUAAAGAAAUACAACUAUGCCACAGGAGGUCACUUUAUACCUACAUAUAUAUUAUAUAUAUAUAUAUAUAUAUAUAUAUAUAUAUAUAUAUAUAUAUAUAUAUAUAUAUAUAUAUAUAUAUAUAUACACACACACAUAUAUAGGCUUAACCUUAUAAUGUUCUAGAAGUUUAUCUCGUCUGUUAUGUAACACUUCUGGAAAUGUAAAUUCUUUUAUAUAAGAAUUUACACCAUAUUAAAUUAAACAAACAGUUCGUGCAUCGCGAAUUUAUUAUUAGAUGCCUACUAAGUGUAUAAUAUACUUAAAAUUAAUGAAAUUGUUGGGCUCGCUUUUUAUUUCAUAUUAUGAACAUUAUAAUUACUAUCUUUGUCCUUUUCUGAUAACUAUUUGGGAAAAGACAUAGCUAGCGGUAAUAUUGGUUUGGAAUAUUAAAUUACGUACCUAAUUAUUAUUUCUAAAUUAGGAUAAUAUUAGACAAAUAUAAUAAACAUUGUGUUGUAUCUACGUUUAUACCUACUACUUCAUAAAUAUAAAAUGUAUUUAUAAUUAUGACAAUUCAAUAUUGUAAUACGUAAGAGUACUUUUCUAUAAAAUGUUAAUAGAAAGUAUAUUAGUAUAGUUUUCAUAAGUGCUUAAAAGUAAGUAAAUAGUCACAGAAUUUUGAUAAUGUACAACAUAUCAACAACUCACCAAAUGAAUUCGAUAUAAGUCCAUAUGGACUGUUAUCGAUUGAUAUUAGCGGCAUGUAUUGCUAGUGACAAUGGACGUAAACAGAUUACUUGCUUGUACAUUGUGAUUGGUUUCUAUCACAGAAUAUUAAACAAAUAUUACAGGAUUGAUUUAUUGCUUAGGCCUACUGAUGGAUUUUGUUCUCUAUUUUUAGAAUAUUUUUUAAACAUAAAAUACUUACUGAUGUUUUGUAUGGAGUAAUAUUGAACAGAUAAUGCCUAAAUUUAUUCAGGACAAGGAAAUAAUGUUAUGGAACAACAUUUUCAUUUCUUAACUAUUGUUCAAAUAUAGUAGGUAUAUCUAAUUAUAUACUGAUGUAUGAUGUUGGAUAGUAGAAAAUUGCUCGAAAAUUUAUAGCAUGACCUUGACAAUUUAUAGUCUAUAAAAUUCAUUUUAACGGACACGCCUAGACCAAAAACGGAUCGAUUCUGAGCUGCCAUUUCUCUAAAUCUAUCUUUUAAAUUAAAAUUUGAUGUCUCAGCUAAAUUUGUAUUGUAAGGACCAAUAUGAUAACUUAAAAUUGGCCACAAUGUGUUUCAAAUGGUCAUGUUAUCGUUAAGAACAUGCCAAUGGUAUUGUACUACUGGUUGCUCCUUACACCAUGAUACGGGUAUGAUGUUCUUUAUCUUUGCAAUCAUCAAAAUCCUAAUGUUUACUGUGUGUAACUCUGAUAUAUCUAAGUAUUAGAAAUGUUUUUUAACCUGUGACAUAUCUGGGUUCACUAUUUUAUUAUUUUUAUGAUAUUUAUUGUCCAUUAUCAUAUAUAUAUGUACGAUUAUAAAAGAGCAAAAAUGUAUGUCUUCGUGAUUAUAUCACAUUGUUUUUGUCUGAACUUAUAGACUGCAAAGUUGUAUUCGCCUAGGCUGUAGACUGUGUUUUAUAUUAUUUAAUGUCAUAUUGUCAUGCAAAGCUAAACAGCGUUUAAUAGGCAAUCCGUAAGAAGUUUAGUGGCAAAAUAAUAUUUUGUGUCUAUAUUUUAUCUGUGAUGUCUACUUUAGAAGUGAAAGGUUGUAUUGAUUGAAAAGCGAAGGUGAAUUGUUAGUCGAAUGGUAAAAAGGUCUUUUUUAAAAUAAAACAAUAUUGACUUCAAA